GUUAUCACGGGUCAGGGUCUGGGAAAGGUGUGUCCAGGCUCUUGGUCUCUUGUUUAUGGUACUGAAAUAAGGACUCAUGUUUUACAAAAUGAGCAAAGUAACUUUAUCCAAAGCAAAUCAACAGUAUAGAUCAGAAAUUACCAGAACUGGCAGCAGGCUACCUAAGUGAAGGUGCUCAAGGACCCAGAUUAUUGUGUGGCCUUCCUUUUAUGGUGUUCAAGAGGAGGAGGAGGAGCUGGUUACUAGGGGCAUAGUUUGGAUGGUUCUAUACUUUGAUAUAUAGAUCCAGUUCCUUAACCAUUUUUUUUCUACUGUGAAUGUUCCUUCCCAUAAUGCAUGUCAUUUUAACCAGAUGUGUGCCAAUUAUGCAUAGGCAUAGGAUGGUAAGUAAUGGAUUCUCCCUAAAAGUUCACUUGGGGACCCAGUUUUACCUUAUUGAACCUAUGCUCAAGCCUAGUCUAGGCCACAUUGUUCCCGCCACUUCAUACCCAGACAUAGUGGACCACAAUUGAAUAGAAUGCAACUUUGAUGGUUGUCAAGAGGAAGAGAAUGUGCUCCAUUGUUCAGAGCAGGGUGUGCACGCACGCAGCUCUUUGCAGGUGAGGGUUCUAUGGUGCUAACACUUUCCAGGUGCAUUUCUUGGAGUAGGGUGUGUGUGUAAAGCACACGCAGGUAAAAGACCUAGGCUGCCAAUUGUAUUUUGAAUAGAAGUGUGUACACAGCUCCUAACAAGUACAGUCCCAGGUUAUUAAGUUUAUGCUUACCUGCCUCAGCUAAGUCCUUAAGACAAGAAUCUUCACAAAUCUUAGGACCUGCGUGUAGCAAAUUUCCAUCAGGUUUUUUUUUGGGGGGGGGACUUCUGAGGAUUUGCCCCACACCCAUGACACUUGACACCUAAAUACUUCCAUUGUGUUUCUUUUCCAAACCUGUGUUAUUAUCCUGUAGGGAUCAGACACACAGCCUUGUAAACCCAGGACUCAGCCAGUGAUUGCUUUGGUUAUCAAAGGCACACUAAGAAAUGAGUGGCCUUCGCAUAGUAAUUGUGGGCUCACUAAUAGAGCUCACUCUAGCUCAAACUUUGGGUCUACUGAUCUGCAACCACAACAGAAGAGGAACUCUUGCUUUCCAAUUCCCAGUCUGGUUUUCCAUGAGAAAUUCAAAGCCAGGAGCAGCAUACAAGAGGAAUGAUGAGGAACAUUUGGACUGGAGACAAUGGACAAAGCAGAGAAAGAAAAAGAAAAAAGCCACUGUUGUAGUCCCAAAGAAUGGGGGACAAGUAGAAAUAAUUAAUCCCAUCUGUACCUCAAAUGUUUUAAGGGAAGAGCUAUGCAAACUGAUUCAGUAAAAAAGUUCAUUUUUUCUAAGAGCUAACUGACUUGGCCUCUGUUUAAGAUAUUACUAUCCCAGCAUCAGAAAAAUCAAUAGCCCUCACCCAGGAUCUACGAUUACAAAUUUCAAGCAAUCUGAGCCAGAGGCAACCAAUAUUGCUUUAGGAAUUAACAAAUAUACAGUAAGAGAAGUAAAAAACCUACUAAUAGAUACUCAAUACAAUUAAUAUCUCUCUUCUCCUAUGUCCCUAUACAAGCUGGAUUUGUGUCUGGAAAUUAGCAGUGAGUGAAGUUCAAAAUGUCUGGUGGUUCAUUUGGAAUAGUUUAUGCCAUUUAAUUUUAUAGCCCAUCACUCACGCAGACAUUGCUCAGGGCACUUACUUUAUAGCAAUGGGAAAUGUUCUGGUGAAGAGGAGGGAGGCAAUGGGAGAGGGAAGGAGACUACUUGAAGAGAAUAAGUGUUGAAAGGAGGUAUGUGGAUAGGGUGUGUGUUUUGAGGAGGGACUUUCAAGUGCCAUGGUGGACACAGAGUCAAGAAAGGGAAAUUUAGGAGCCAGUAAGAGUCGGAGGUAGACCUCAAGUGAGAACAGAAAAUAUCGUAGCUGCUGACAAAUCUAAGGUGUAGUGUGAGGUCGGCUGAGCCUGGGACGCACAUUGUGAGCUCUUUGAUUUUUCUGCCAAGGACAAAAUCAUGGAUGUGGAAAUGAAAAGCCUACAUUUGAGAAAAGAGGAUCCUCACAUUUGGGGGUCCAAUGCCUCACUCUCCUGGCAGAAGGUCUAACAAUAUCACUACUGGAAGAGCUCCUGAAGAUCUGAACCACACUCAAUCCAUCCAUACUCCCUAUCUCUUCUCCAUCCUUUGCCUGCAGGUGCUGCUCCCCGAACACCUGCGGGAGCGUUUCGUGGCUGCAGCACUUAGCUACAUCACAUGCAGCUCUGAGGGUGAGCUUGUCUGCAGGGAGAAUGACUGCUGGUGCAGGUGCAGUCCCACUUUCCCAGAAUGCAACUGUCCUGAUGCUGACAUCCAGGCCAUGGAGGACAGCUUGCUGCAGAUCCAAGACUCCUGGACCACUCACAACAGGCAGUUUGAAGAGUCAGAAGAAUUCCAGGCCCUGCUGAAGAGGCUACCCAGUGACCGAUUCCUGAACUCCACAGCCAUCUCCCAGUACUGGAUCAUGGACACUAACGUCCAGCACCGCUACCAGCAGCUGGGGGGCAGCUUGAAAGUCCUGUUAAAGAAGAUGCACCGGAUUGUCCGCCGCCUCUUCAAUCUCUGCAAACGCUGCCAUCGGCAGCCUCGUUUCCGCCUACCCAAGGAGAGAUCCCUGUCUUUCUGGUGGAACCGAAUCCAAUCCCUUCUCUACUGUGGAGAAAGCACCCUUUCUGGGACCUUCCUAGAACAGAGCCACAGCUGCACCUGUCCCUAUGACCAAUCUUCCUGCCAGGGCCCCAUCCCAUGUGCCUUGGGUGAAGGGUCUGCAUGUGCCCACUGUGCUUCAGACAAUAGUACUCGCUGUGGGAGCUGUAACCCUGGCUAUGUGCUGGCCCAGGGACUGUGCCGGCCAGAGGUAGCUGAGUCUCUGGAGAAUUUUCUAGGGUUGGAGACAGACCUGCAGGACUUGGAGCUGAAGUACCUGCUGCAGAAGCGAGACAGCCGCAUUGAGGUGCACUCUAUCUUUAUCAGCAAUGACAUGCGUCUGGGCAGCUGGUUUGACCCUUCCUGGAGGAAGCGGAUGCUGCUCACUCUGAAGAGCAACAAGUACAAGCCUGGACUGGUGCACGUGAUGUUGGCCUUGUCCUUGCAGAUCUGCCUCACUAAGAACAGCACCCUGGAGCCUGUCAUGGCCAUCUACGUCAACCCCUUCGGGGGCAGCCACUCUGAGAGCUGGUUCAUGCCUGUAAAUGAGGGCAACUUUCCUGACUGGGAAAGGACUAACGUGGAUGCAGCUGCCCAGUGCCAAAACUGGACUAUCACUUUGGGGAACAGAUGGAAGACUUUUUUUGAGACAGUCCAUGUUUACCUAAGGAGCCGAAUCAAAUCCCUAGAUGACAGCUCCAAUGAGACAAUCUACUAUGAGCCCCUGGAGAUGACUGAUCCCUCCAAGAAUUUGGGCUACAUGAAAAUCAACACCUUGCAGGUCUUUGGCUACAGCCUGCCCUUUGAUCCGGAUGCUAUCCGAGACUUAAUUCUACAGUUGGACUACCCAUAUACUCAAGGUUCCCAGGACUCUGCACUCUUACAACUCAUUGAACUCAGAGACCGGGUGAACCAACUCUCUCCACCUGGCAAAGUCCGGCUUGACCUUUUCUCCUGCUUGCUCCGGCACAGGCUCAAGCUGGCCAACAAUGAGGUGGGCAGGAUCCAAUCCUCCCUGAGAGCUUUCAAUUCCAAGCUGCCAAAUCCUGUGGAGUAUGAGACAGGAAAACUCUGUAGCUAAUGGGGGAACUACCCCAGCACUGGUCAGAAAGUUGAUCCACACAUUCAGGGUGCAAAGAUAAUCGGAGCCCUCACCUCAGUGCCAACAGGAUGCUUCUCUGAGACUUUCAGCACCUGGGAGAUGGGAGCUCAAGGCUUGGACUGAAGCAGGCGAGAGACAAUGAAACAGCCACUGCACACAUGCACAAGUGCAUACAAUCCCCCCCUCGCCCCCACUCACAGGGAGGCCACAGCUCAGCAGCCUCAGAUCUGUCAAGUUGGUGCUCUCAAAAAUGAAUGCAUUUGAAGAAGAGGCAAGGAAGAGAUAAAGAACCAGCUACACCAGGAAAGAAAGGAGGGAAAAUUCUUCGAAGUGAUUCUUGUCAUCCAGGAUAGCAAGAGGGGACACACGUGGGAGGGGCGGGAGACCUCCCCUCUGUGGAGUCACUUUUGUAUUCUUUUUAACCAGAUUUCUUAAAAUGUUGUCGUCGUGUGACUCCCUGCAUCGGUUCUUACUUUUUGUACACUGCCUCCCUGCACCCUGGAGGCCAUGGGCUGGUGGCUUCCGGUGCCACUUCCUUAGAAAGUGUGCACAGUGCUAUGGCGGAGGAGCCAACAGGAAGGGCAGGCCACAGCCUCUUUGCUCACUCCUCACUUCCCCCUCCCCGCCAGACCCCUCACACCUCCUUGGCCUCCCCAGUUUCCGAGUUUUGACUUGUUCCAAGAGCCCCUCCCAGCUCAUCCGGCGCCCUCUUCCCACAGCACUUGUCUGUCCAAGGAAGCAGUUUUGUCAAGUUAGAGACAGUGUAUAUGGAAAUGUUCUUUUCUAAAAAACAACAAAACAAAAAAUAUUUAUUUUGUGAUUGUUUUUUCUUGUCAAUCUGCUCCAGUCAUAUGAAUCUCUGAGUAAAAUUUUACUUGAUUUAAUGCA
Molecule: messenger RNA, 4675 nt
Organism: Peromyscus californicus insignis
Lineage: Eukaryota; Metazoa; Chordata; Mammalia; Rodentia; Cricetidae
Gene: Brinp2
Product: BMP/retinoic acid inducible neural specific 2
Exons: 4
Coding region: 2081-3766 (561 amino acids)
Biological process (GO): negative regulation of mitotic cell cycle; positive regulation of neuron differentiation
Source: RefSeq, a predicted model, not a curated record